Messenger RNA from Nasonia vitripennis (jewel wasp), 4689 nucleotides. Its product is annotated as B-box type zinc finger protein ncl-1. The coding region runs from base 1522 to 4353 and encodes 943 amino acids. The transcript has 9 exons. Gene Ontology annotation, biological process: positive regulation of DNA-templated transcription. The record is from RefSeq and is a predicted model, not a curated record. Gene Ontology annotation, cellular component: nucleoplasm; chromatin. Gene Ontology annotation, molecular function: zinc ion binding; ubiquitin-protein transferase activity; protein binding. Lineage: Eukaryota; Metazoa; Arthropoda; Insecta; Hymenoptera; Pteromalidae.
AGUCGUCGUUAGCUCGUCGCUGCUGGCUUUACUUAGGUGUCUUUAGUCCGCGGACUGCGACACUCGGCGACUCGCGGCGAGACUCCGGGUCAGUCUUGAGUCCGGACCCCUCUGCGGCUACAUCGGCAAUAUCGAUUGAUCUAUUGCUUGCGCCCUCGAAAGUGAGAGCGAAAGAGACCCGAGAAAAUUCCCUCGAGGGGGACAGAGCAGAAAGAGAACAUAAGCAAGGACGAGCCUAUAAGCAUCUUCUUGUGGCUUCAACUCUCAUCGGCUGCAGUCGUCAACUGUUUAUAGUCUGUACGACGUAGAAGACGACUAAGUAUACUGGAAAAGGACCAAUUUCUUUCUCAUUCCAAUUUUCCAAGUAUUCGCGCGCAGUUCAGCAGCAUCAGCACACUCUGCAGUGCAGUCAAGAGGAGUGUCCCGCGUAUUGUGUGUGCUUGUGUGUGUUCUGCGAAGACUACUCGCGAGUCUCGCGCGCUCAAAUAAGGGUCAUAGUCUCGUGUGUUCUGCGUUCAGUUAUACCUUAUACAUCUAAGUAAUAAUCUCUAUGAGAAAAAGUGCAAAAAGUUGUGAAUUAAGAGAGAGAGAGUAAGCGAUACAAGGGGAGACGGCUUCGCUCUGUACACUUGGCCGAGUCGCAAUGUGCGUCGCGCAACUAUCUUACUCUUACAGAUUUUACUGCGCGUCCGCAGUUGAGCUCAAAAUUAUCAAGAACCCUGUCGCUGUCGCUGCUGCUGCAGCUUCGUGGAAAAACAACAUGGCAGGUGGUGGCGCCUAUGGAGCGUACUAGUGCAAGUGCUCUACGAUCAGCUAUUACUUCACUACUUGUACAGUAUACUAUUGCUACUUCUGCAUCCUGAUCAGGCAUAAGUACAUAUAUAAUAGAUUUCACAAGACAGACAAGAAAGAGACGUGCCUUUCCGCAGUGAAAAGAGCCAAUCGAACUUUUGAACAUUUUUCGCUCUGGAAAAUCGUCCCCGUCGCCUUCGAUUGUUUCGCGCAGCUUUCUGCUGGCUCUCUUUAUAAUCUUACCCUCUUUCUCUUGUGCCCCCCCCCUAUUUCUAGAAGUGUAAUAUAUACAUACAUACACUCUUGAAUAUAUUAGACACGCGCGCGCACUCACACAUUCGUGUGUCUGUCUCUCUCUCACUCUCUCUCUCUCUUUCGCUUUUCGAGUCUUGAGACUCGACAUCGACACCGUACGCGCGCGCGAUCUCCCCCUCUGUAGCACGUCUCUCACAUCAGUCCGGGCUCGAGUUUAACCGCCCCAAUACCUCAUACCUGUAUAUAUAUAUAUAUAUAUAUAUAUAUAUAUGUAGGUACUAACGUCUACGUCGCGAUUUCGCAUUAGCUUGUUUUACAAAAGAAAACUGACGACUCUUCACUUGUUACUCGAUCACCAAUAAAUAUCAGCGGAUUUGCAGAGCAGUUUUUCGCGCAGCUAUAACCUUCAACACAAGAGAAUCAGAGCAUUUGAUCUUGAAUUUUGAAAAUCCUGAUAGAAAACCACGUACAACCAUGGCUUCAACAACGUUAGCGGUACCUGCAAAUGUCACCAACUCUGUUACCUCUGUCGCCUCACACAGUGGAUCAGUCAAGAGUGAUGAGAUUGAUGGAUCUGAAAGUUACGGAGACAAAAGUGCCAGUUUUAGUUCUAGGAAUCAAGUGGACUCAUUGGAGGAAAUCAAUUACAAUGACGGAGACGCAUCUGAUCAAAACCACUGUGGAAUUUGUUCUGACAAAUUGUCCUCACCUCGUGUUUUAUCAUGCCUUCAUGUCUUUUGUGAAAGCUGCAUCGAUAAACUUCAUAAUGUCGAGGAUACUGUUGAUCAUAAAACCAAGUCCAUCGUUACUUGUCCAAUGUGUCAACAAGAAACCCAAGUCACCUCGAAAGGAGCAGCCUCCUUACCAUGUGACUAUGUCCUCACUAAUAUUCUGGAUAUGUCUGCCAUUAAGAAUACAGCAGUACUAUGCACUUCGUGUAAGGCUAUGGAAAAUGCAGUGGCUCGUUGCUCUGACUGUGCCAAUUUCCUAUGUCCUAAUUGUAACACAGCACAUCAGUUUAUGCGUUGCUUUGAAAAUCAUAAAGUUAUUGCAUUCGAUGACCUUAGAAGAUCAGAUGAAGCGAUACCAAUACAUAAACCAAUCUUUUGCGACUCUCACCCCAUGGAAAACAUCAAAUUCUAUUGCUACACUUGUCAAGUACCAAUAUGUAACGAAUGCUUACUUGUGGAACAUAAAGCACCGGAACAUCAGUAUGAAAGAUUGAAAGAUGCAGAGCCACGUCACAGAGAAGAACUAGUUAAUUUAGUUAAUGAAAGUAAAGCUCGAAUAGGAGAUUGUGAUCAAAUUUCUUCUCAACUGGGAAAUGCUCUCAGUGAGUUGCAAGCUCAGCGUGACCAAGCCAAAGAUUUGAUUUUGGAAACCUUUCAGAGUUAUAAGGCUAUUCUUGAAAAAUGUCGUGAUAAUGCUCUUAAUGAUUUGGAAAAGGUCCAUUCUGAAAGAGAACUCGAAAUAAUGGAUUCUUUUCAUACUGUUGAAAAGACUGUUGAAAAAAUUGAAUGUGCUUGUCAAUUUACAAAUCGUCUUCUUGAACAUGGAGAUACAACAGAAAUUUUAUCUCUUCGCCACACUGUUACAAGACAGUUGAUGGAUUUGUUAAAAAAUAUGCCAAAACCGAAUAUCUCAUCUUCAAUAGAAUUUCAAACAGAUUAUAAUAACUUUGAAAAAACAAUUGGAGAAUCUUUUGGAAAAAUUUAUACUGAAAACAUUCCAAGCAUAAACUCUCCAACUGGUACUGUUAAUGACAUACCUGUUGGAAUCACAACUCAGCAGAUCAGUCAUACAUCUGUUGGAUGUCCUAGUUCUAUGAGUGCUAGUUCGCCAAUAUCACUUCCAGCAUCAAUGCAAUCUUCAUUUGAGGGUGACACAUCAUUUGUCAUUCCCGCAGCACCAAGUCCAAAUAUUCCUGCUCCACCUCCAGUCCCAGUGUCCAGUAUUCCCCCAGCUUCAAUGCAUGGUCUUACUAGCAUUCAAGAGUAUAAUCUACAGCAAUUAGCAAGUCUUGCUGAAAAAGUUGAUAUUACGGGCGAUACGGGAGUUGUAGGACCAAGUUCUAACCCUAGCCCAACUCCGUCCUUUACUCUUGCUGAUUUAUUUGCUGGUGAUCUUAGUUCUACUAGUCAUGCUAUAAACAAUUUACAAGCCUUAGCCAAGCUUGGAAACUCAUUAGUUAUAAAUCAAGACUUGAAUCCAUCAACUGCAAUGAAUGGAAGUAAUAUUGUUUUGGGGCGUGGAUCUUCACCUGUUGUAAUUGAUCCACCAAAUCUAGCAACAUUAACUGGCAAUGCUCUGUUGAAUGGAGGUGGCUUUCAAUCAAUUUCUUCCUCUACCUCGCCUAUAUUAUCUCAGACUACUGAUGAUCUUGGUGCAGGUGAUUCAAUACAUAAUAUGUCUACCAAUGGAGCUAAUUCAACUACAAAUAAUUUUAAUGCUCGGUCUUCUUCUACUAAUACAAAAUUGACGCCAAUGCAAAUUCGGUCUAAAUUUGGGCAGCUAGGCCCUAAUAAGAGUCAAUUCAAUUCACCCCAUGGCUUUUGUCUGGGCACUGACGAAGACAUUAUUGUUGCAGAUACAAAUAACCAUCGCAUACAGAUUGUUGAAAAAACUGGAAUAUUCAAGUUCCAAUUUGGAAUUCCUGGAAAAGAAGAAGGACAAUUGUGGUAUCCACGGAAAGUAGCAGUUAUGAGGAAUAGUGGCAAAUUUGUAGUAUGUGACAGAGGGAAUGAAAGAUCAAGAAUGCAGAUAUUUACGAAAAAUGGUCAUUUCAUUAAAAAAAUUGCUAUUCGUUACAUCGAUAUUGUAGCAGGUUUAGCUGUCACUAGUGAUGGACAUAUUGUUGCAGUAGAUAGUGUAUCUCCAACAGUGUUUGUUAUUAAUGAUGCAGGAAAACUCCUUUGGUGGUUUGAUUGCAGUAACCAUAUGAGAGAGCCCAGUGAUAUUACUAUCAGUGGAAAGGAAUUCUUUGUAUGUGACUUUAAGGGUCAUUGUGUUGUUGUAUUUCAUGAAGAUGGUCAAUUCCUACGUCGUAUUGGCUGUGAAAGUAUAACGAAUUUUCCUAAUGGUAUUGACAUAAGUGAUGCAGGUGACGUACUGGUAGGAGAUUCUCAUGGUAACAGAUUUCAUGUAGCAGUGUUCUCGAGAGAUGGCUCUUUAAUUUCUGAAUUUGAAUGUCCUUAUGUCAAAGUAUCAAGAUGUUGCGGCUUAAAGAUAACAUCAGAAGGAUAUAUUGUGACACUUGCAAAAAAUAAUCAUCAUGUUCUUGUGCUAAACACUCUAUACAUAGUCUGAGGACAUAGUUUAAGGUGAGAAUACAGGUCAAGUUGCAAACUUUUGUGCAAAACAUUCUUAGAUUAGUUAUUUUCAACGAAUCAUAAAAGAGAAUGCCCAACAGUUUCAAUCUGAUUCAAUUCAAAUCUGGGCCUACUGAAGCAAUAGAAGAAAUUAAUUCAGUAUCCAGCUUUAAUAGAUGUACGGGUAUUCCUAAAGUAUUCUUGAUUUAUGAAAGUAACAAAACAAAAAAAAAACUAAAAAAAAGCGAAAGAACAAGCAAAAGAUUGUAGGCAUUUGAUGAUGAAUAUUUGACAAAAGUAAACAACAUAAUUCAGUUGGUAAGCUGCCACAUUA